Molecule: messenger RNA, 6101 nt
Organism: Contarinia nasturtii (swede midge)
Lineage: Eukaryota; Metazoa; Arthropoda; Insecta; Diptera; Cecidomyiidae
Product: neuroglian-like
Exons: 12
Coding region: 300-4226 (1308 amino acids)
Biological process (GO): cell-cell adhesion; brain development
Molecular function (GO): cell-cell adhesion mediator activity
Source: RefSeq, a predicted model, not a curated record
AGCAAACAGUUUGCAUACAGACACCGAUGCUACGGCAAGUAGUCAAAUACAUAAGUGUGUUUGCUUUACUACAACUACGUCGUCGACUUGAAUCAGUAAAAAAUUACGAUGGCUGAAGAAUGUACCACGCCUAAACAACAUUGGUGAAAAAAGAUUAGAGUGUGAUCCAAUGUGAAGGAAAUCUGAGCGACAUCGUACACAAAAAAAUAUAAACGUGAAGAAAAGUUGUAAAAAGUAAAACAGUUAGUGAAAGUGAUCAAAAACAGUUCUUCAUUGAAGAUUACAUGUACACAUAAAAAAUGUGGCGUAAAAAUUUACAAACAUUAUUAGUGGUUUUAUUUGCUGUACUUCAAGUACAUGCAUUGGUUCAUUCGCCACCCAGAAUAAUUAAACAGCCACCAACCGACGAGUUGCUGUACCAAGUAGCUCAACAAUCGAACGAAAACGACAAACCAUUUUUGAUUGAAUGUGAAGCCGAAGGAGAACCAGCACCAAAAUAUCGAUGGAUAAAGAAUGGCAAACAAUUCAAUUGGCAGACAUAUGAUGAUCGUAUGUCACAGCAACCGGGCCGUGGUACAAUUGUCAUAACGCGACCGCGCGACGAGGAUUUGGGUCAAUAUCAGUGUUUUGCCGAAAACGAACAUGGUACUGCCACAUCAAAUUCCGUCUUUGUACGCAAAGCUGAGCUCAAUACAUUCAAAGAUGAGCAGCCAAAAACUGUAACUGCCAACGAAGGUGAUCCAUUCAAAUUGCAAUGUCAACCGCCAGACGGUUGGCCCAAACCGAACGUAUAUUGGUUGAUCCAAAAUACCGACGGCGGUAUUAAAAGUAUAAAUAAUUCACGAAUGACAUUGGAUCCCGAAGGAAAUUUACAUUUUUCAAAUGUUACACGAUACGAUGCAUCUGACGAUUUUUACUAUGCUUGUGCAGCUACCUCAGUAUUCCGUAAUGAAUACAAAUUGGGAAAUCGUAUACUUUUGGAUGUUGUUCAAACCGGUAUAUCACCAACACAAAAUAAACAUCAGCCAACCCAGCAAUAUGUAUCGCGUAAGAAUGAAGUGGCACUGCGUGGUAAAAAGGUUGAACUCUAUUGUAUUUACGGUGGUACGCCGCUGCCGCAGACCAUAUGGAGUAAAGAUGGACAGGCGAUACAUUGGAAUGAUCGAAUAACGCAAGGAAAUUAUGGAAAAUCAUUGAUUAUACGUCAUGCAACAUUUGAAGAUGCUGGAUCAUACACGUGUGAAGCAUCGAACGGUGUUGGUAAUGCACAAAGUUAUUCAAUUAACUUAAAAGUGAAUGCGGUACCGUACUUUACGAUCGAACCUGAAAUUCAAAAUGCUGCCGAAGAUGAGAGUGUUGAAUUCCAUUGCGAAGCAUCGGGUGUACCAGAACCGGAAAUCAAAUGGAUUUAUAACGGAAAACCAAUUCAAGAAUCAGCAAGAAACGAUCGACGAAGUGUUCAAAGCAAUAAAAUCACCAUCACUGGCUUGAAAUCGAGCGAUACCGGCAAUUACGGUUGUAACGCAACCAAUUCAUUGGGCUAUGUUUACAAAGAUGUGUAUUUGAAUGUGUUGGCAUUGCCUCCAGAAAUUACUGAACCACCACGAAAAGAAGCGACCGUUGAUCGUCGAACAGUUACAUUGCGUUGUCGUGUAUUCGGCGCUCCGGCACCAGAAGUUAAAUGGCUUCGCAAUGAUUUGGAAUUGACUGGUGGACGGUAUCAAACUCAAUCAAGUGGUGAUUUGGUCAUUCAAGACGUUACCUUUGCCGAUGCUGGCGAUUACACUUGCCAUGCACAAAAUAAAUUGGGUGAAACCAAGGCAAGCGGAACAUUGAUUGUUAAAGAGCACACAAAAAUUACCGACGAACCACAAGAUUAUGAAGUGACCGCCGGUAAUCCGGCAACAUUCCGUUGUAAUGCAGUCGCCGAUUCAUCGUUAGAUUUGAAUAUUAAAUGGCUUAGCGAUGACGAAGAAAUUGACUUUGAAAAUGAGCCACGUUUCGUUCGGACCAACGAUAAUUCAUUGACUAUUUCAAAAACGUCCGAACUUGAUUCCGGCCAAUACACAUGUGUUGCAUCCACUGAUCUUGAUGAGGCACGUGCAUCAGCAACAUUAAUCGUUCAAGAUGUUCCGAAUGCACCGCAAUUAACUGGUAUCAGUUGUCAUGCACGCGAAGCAUUCAUUUCAUGGAAACCAUUGGGUGACAAUCGAGCUCCAAUUCUUUAUUAUACAAUUCAAUAUAAUACAUCAUUUACACCUGAUAUUUGGACCGUUGCCUACGAUAAAGUUCCAUCCACCGAUUUUACAUACAAUGUUCCGAUGAGCCCAUGGGCGAAUUAUACAUUCCGUGUCAUUGCUUUCAAUAAAAUUGGACCAUCACAGCCAAGCGGUCACAGCGAAUCGUGUACAACUCAAUUAGAUGUGCCUUUCAAAAACCCCGACGAUGUCAAGGGUGAAGGUACGACACCAACAAAUUUAGUCAUUUCAUGGACACAUAUGCCACAAAUUGAGCAUAAUGGUCCCGAUUUUCACUAUCGACUUUCAUGGAAGAGAGAUAUUCCAACCGAUAAUAAUUGGAAUCACGAUGACAUUUAUGAUUGGCGAAAAGAUAAUUAUGUUAUAUUGGAUCAACCGACAUUUGUACGGUAUCGCAUCAAAGUGUUGGCCGUCAAUAAAAAGGGUGAAUCGAAUACGGCACCUAUUGAGACAUUCGGCUACUCCGGUGAAGAUCAUCCAACACAGGCACCAACAAACUUUACUCUGGUUCAAGUGACGGCAAGUACAUCGGCAAUUCUCAGUUGGAAUCCAGUUCCAAUUGAAAGUAUUAAUGGUCAUUUCAAGGGAUACAAAGUGCAAACUUGGACCGAUGUUGAUGGUGAAGAAAAUACACGAGAAAUUCAUGUGAAAGGAGAUUCAACGCAAGCGUUAGUUACAAAAUUCCUUCCCGAUGCUAUAAAUUAUGCUCGAGUUUUGGCAUUCAAUAGCCGUUACAAUGGACCGCCCAGUGCCGUCAUUGAUUUUAAGACACCCGAAGGUGUUCCAAGCAGCGUUCAAUCGUUCGAAGCAUUUCCACUUGGUUCAUCUGCAUUUUUAUUGCGAUGGAAGAAACCAUUGCAACCAAAUGGAAAAUUAACCGGAUACAAAGUUUACUAUGAAGAAGUAUUGGGAACAGCCGUCCAAUCGAAAUUGGAACGUGAACCACAUAUUGACGAUCCCCGUAGUACACAAGCCAAAUUGGCCGGACUUAAGGAAAAUACGAAGUAUCGUAUACAUAUUGUUGGAACAACGAAAGCUGGCGAAGGAGAAGACUAUUUUAUCGAACAAAAAACACUGCCAGGAGGUUCAUACCCACCAGAUCGUCCAGAAUUCAUAUGGGAACAAUUGCCAUCAGAGAAUCCUUAUCCAAAAGUUAAAGUACAUUGGCUUCCAAACGUUAACGGACGGCCAGGCACUCAUUUCUAUGCAAAGUAUCGCAUUAAGGGCGAAACACAAUGGGAAACAACUAAAGACAUUAUCGACAAUGACUUCGUUGUUAUUCCUGGUCUAGAACCAGAUCGAAGAUAUGAAUUCAUUGUGACAUCAGUCGAUGGCGACCAUUUCACAGAAAGUGCAAUUCAAGAAGUUCAAACCGUCGGCGAAGAUGGUCCAAAUAAGGUUCCAAGUGAAAAUAUGGCCGCAGCCGGGUGGUUAAUUGGAAUGUUGUUGGCGAUUGCAUUGUUGUUGUUGCUGCUCAUCAUUGUCUGCAUAAUCAAACGGAAUCGUGGCGGUAAAUAUGAUGUAUAUGAUCGAGAACUCGCCAAUGGUCGACGAGACUAUCCAGAAGAAGGUGGUUUCCAUGAAUAUUCACAGCCACGACAAACAACCGAUACAAGUAACAUUGUUGAACAAGCAAAACCACAUCAUUUAAAUAUUCCAGAAAAGAGUUCAAAAUUGGACAAUAAAAGUGCUGGUCGUCAAUCGAUCGCAUCAAAUCUCAUGAAACCAGAAGAUGAAGUUGACGAUGGUGAUUCAAUGGCAGCAUAUGGUGAAGGUGACACAGUGGGCCAGUUUGCAGAGGAUGGCUCCUUUAUAGGUCAAUAUGUUCCGGGAAAGUUAAAUCCACCAGUAAGUCCACCAACACCACACUCUUCUCAUCAGCUACAAACCGUAUCAUCAAAACCACAAUUGCCAAAUGGUAAUGGAAACAUCGGACCAAAUAGCGGUGCGAUUGCAACAUAUGUCUAAACUAAACAAAAAAAAAACGCUUUUCAUUAUCAAAACGCAACAAACAUUCACAAGACCGUUAAGAACAUAUUAAAAACAAGACAAAAAACAUUAUUUUAUGUUUCAAAAAAUAGACGAGAUAAAAGAAACCAAUUUCAAACGUUUUUGAACGUUGCAGCUAUCAAUAAAAGUAUAAUAAGAUGUUCCUGUUUCAAAAUAUAAAGCAAAAGUUGAUAAAACUGUAAUGAUGCGAUAAAAUUGCUCUCAUCCAGGAUAUCAAUAAGAAAAUUUAUAGACAAAAUUCGAUAAGAAACUUUGUAUUAAGCACUUAAACUCAUGUUUACUUAUUAAUCGCUCACAAUUUUGUAACACACCACCUCUAAUGCAGCUUAAUAUCGUGGAAUUCACAUGCAGCUAUUUUUCUGGAGCCAGCAAUUCUUUUUUUUAUAUAUUGUAGAAAAAUAUUUUUGUUAUUACCAAAAAAAAUGAAAAGAAAAGCUAAUAUAAAUGUAUAGAAGACGAAUGUAGAAAAUUGAAGAUUUUUUAAAAAAAAGUGAAACAUAAAAUCAGAACUUGAUCAAAUGAAGAAAGCUAUUAAAUUUUUCUUUAUACAUAUUUUAUGUUUGCAAUAUAAUUCAAUUAUUAUAUCUUAUUGAAACCAGUGAUUCCAAACUUGAGAAUCUCAUUCUACACGUAGCCUUACGACCAUUUUUUUUAAUUUUACAAUUUGAUCGUCUUAGAUCGGUAUCAAGCAGCUUUUAUUUGGGUAUAUUUACCUUAAAUUUAUGUAUGGCAAUUAAUUCAUUUCAAAGAAGCAUAACAUUUUAAAAAUCAGUUGCCAUUCUCGUUGGAGAUGCAUACAUCACAUUUAUUGUGUUCUCCGUAUCUUAAUAAAUUCAAUGCUUAUCAAAUGCUCGGCCAUAGCUGAGCCUAGAUACGUAUGUCAAUCAAUCGAAAUUUGGGUAAUUGUUUUUCCAAAACAUACAAUAAGAAAAUCAAACAAAUUAGAUAAAAUCGAGCUUUUUUAUACUUAAGAAUAUAUUCGUUUUUGUUUGCGUUCUCAUAGGAAUAAAGAAAUGUGGAAAAAGAAAUUCAAUCUACGAGAAAAAAUGCAUUUUUGUCGAGCUCAUCGCACUCUGAUCAUAGAUCUAUCUAAUAAUUCCACACAUUAAAUGUUCGCAUCUCUGUCUAACGUCACUUUCGUCACACAUUUUUUAUUUGUUUACAAACAAAUUUUAUUUUUUAAAUUUCGUUUCAACAACAUUUUGUAUACAACGGUAUAAUUAAUGAUUUUUAAAAUGUAUAUGUUAAUGCAAUCAAUAAAUGCAAAGGCGUGAAACACAUUCAAAAUGUGACACGAACUUAAAAGUACAAUAAGCAAGAACAAAUUAGCGAAAUCAAUUAUUGUAUGCAUUUCUAUAAGUGGAAACGCACAGAUUUCCGUCACCAAUACGUUAGCUUCAAAUACCGGCGCAAUUAUUAUAACAAUGAUCAAUCCGUGUUACGAAAAUCUCAUUUCGUAACAAAUGAAAGACACUCGCUUUAGUUCACUCUUGUUUCCAUGGCAACACACCACUGCUGAAUUAAAACAAUCAUAACAUACAAAUCCAUAUGACCCGAAAUUAAGACUUCAAAUAGCAACUACGGUAUAAUGUUGUAGAAAUAGACAUCGUUAAAAUGUAUUUUUUAUUACAAAAAUCUGUACAUAAUUGUCAUGUGAACAGAAAAGAACAUUUAAAACUCGCAUUUCAUCUCAGACAAAUUUCGAAGCAGAUAACACAGUUUAUACAGUUACAGAACGUAAAAAAAGGAGUGAACAAAACGGACGCUCAGAAAAUUAUGCAUUUUUUUGUUUGAAUAUAUAAAAAUGAAAUAUAUUUAUUUUAAUUUUUAUAA